AUGUCACGUGGGAAAGAAAGAACAAAUGUACCCCAAAGAGAAGCAGAAGAAGCAGCUGAAGCCAAGGCCAAAUUACCAGCAGUCAAGCUGAAGGCAUCAGAAGCCAGUACAGGGCCAAAGACGGAAACAGCAAAAGAGGCAAGGUCUGACGCAAUAGCCAGAGCCGCAGAGAAGGUGGCACGAUCACAAAUUGCAUUGGUUUUGCAAUCGGCAAAAGCAGAGGUAGAACUUAGACCUUUAUAUAUUAUUGCUGUUGUAACUGUUGUGAUUAUUAUGCCGUCAAUGUACAAAGUGCUUUUCAGAUUAACAGCAAGCAGGUUCUGCCCUUGAGAAGCUUAUAAUCUUAAUUUCAGCAGUGGGAGUCACAAAGCAGUUACAUGUACUGAGGCUGUUUUGGUUGAGGAGUGAGCAAAAGGCUCAAAGGAAAAGGUGGAUUUUGAGGAGGCGUUCUCGGUGGGGGGUUGGAUUAAUUAUGGCAAGAGGACAGAAAGAAAGAGAAACCAAAGGACUCUUGAAUGGCUGGGGAAGGACUGUAGCUCAGUGGCAGAACAUCUGCCGAGCAUGCAGAAGGUCCCAGGUUCAAGCCCCAGCAUAUUCAGGUAGGGCAGGGAAUGUCCCUGUUUGAAACCCUGGAGAACAGCUGCCACUCAGAGUAAGGUAAAGGUAAAGGACCCCUGGACCGUUAAGUCCAGUCAAAGGCAACCGUGGGGUGCAGCGCUCAUCUCACUUUAGGCCGAGGGAGCUGGCAUUUGUCCACAGACAGCUUUCCGGGUCAUGUGGCCAGCAUGACAUAGGCAUUGCUGAGCUGGGUGGUAUUAGUCAGGUAGCUCCUUACCCUAACCCUAUCUUGGCUUGGACCAUGAUGUCAGUGCAAUAUGAGCAUGUACAUCAAAGCCAAACUCAUUCUCCAACAUCACUGUUUUGCCUAACAAGAGUAGACCGGAGAAUCCCUUAGAUCCCCCAGAGCAAAGUUCUGAUAUUUGCAUUGACAAUUCUGAUAAAUCUGUUGCUGACUUUUUAGCUGAGGCACAGAAGAAGAAAUCCAAGCUUGAGACAAAAGGAUACUCUUCUGAACAACUUGGAGGAAAAUGGAAUAAAUGAGACUGAAAUGCAAUGA
Podarcis lilfordi (Lilford's wall lizard) is the source of this 1117-nucleotide messenger RNA. Lineage: Eukaryota; Metazoa; Chordata; Lepidosauria; Squamata; Lacertidae. The record is from the annotation of a GenBank genome assembly.